Dreissena polymorpha is the source of this 1667-nucleotide messenger RNA. RefSeq lists its product as uncharacterized. Lineage: Eukaryota; Metazoa; Mollusca; Bivalvia; Myida; Dreissenidae. The transcript is spliced from 2 exons. Bases 433 to 897 code for a protein of 154 amino acids. The record is from RefSeq and is a predicted model, not a curated record.
AACAUCCAGAGCACAAUACAUCCAUGCUGACACAGAAAGGCAGUAAUGACUUGGCUGUGAACACAGAACACGAUACACCCAUGCUGACACAGAAAGGCAGUUAUGACUUGGCUGUGAACACAGAGCACAAUACAUCCAUGCUGAAACAGAAAGGCAGUCAUGACUAUGCUGUGAACACCCAGAGCACAAUAUAUCCAUGCUGACACAGAAAGGCAGUAAUGACUAUGCUGUGAACACCCAGAGCAAGAUAUAUCCAUGCUGACACAGAAAGGCAGUAAUGACUAUGCAGUGAACACCCAGAUAAAGAAUUAUCCAUGCUGACACAGAAAGGCAGUAAUGACUAUGCAGUGAACACCCAGAGCAAGAUAUAUCCAUGCUGACACAGAAAGGCAGUAAUGACUUGGUUGUGAACACCAGGAGCAAGAUAUAUCCAUGCUGACACAGAAAGGCAGUAAUGACUUGGCUGUAAACACAGAACACAAUACACCCAUGCUGACACAGAAAGGCAGUAAUGACUUGGCUGUGAACACAGAACACAUUACACCCAUGCUGACACAGAAAGGCAGUAAUGACUUGGCUGUGAACACAGAGCUUAAUACAUCCAUGCUGACACAGAAAGGCAGUAAUGACUUGGCUGUAAACACAGAGCACAAUACAUCCAUGCUGACACAGAAAGGUAGUUAUGACUUGGCUGUAAACACAGAGCACAAUACAUCCAUGCUGACACAGAAAGGCAGUUAUGACUUGGUUGUGAACACAGAGCACAAUACAUCCUUGUUGACACAGAAAGGCAGUAGUGACUUUGCUGUGAACUCAGAGCACGAUACAUCCAUGCUGACACAGAAAGGCAGUAAAGACUUGGUUGUUAACACCCAGAGCACAAUACAUCCAUGCUGACACAGACAGGCAGUAAAGACUUUGUUGUAAACACUAAGAGAUCCAUACAUCCAUGGGGUGUGCCACAGCCGCAAAUUACGCCCACUAUUGUGAACAAGGUUCUUAAAGUGAACACGUCUGGUUUUGUUAUGAGCACAUAGCACUCCAAGCCCAAAAGGCCUCGCAUUAAAUUGAUGCAAGAGAAGGCUUUGGAAAAUAACAGCAGUUUUGUUGUGUGGUCCAGUACGCCCUUCGACUCGCAACCUGAAGAAAGCAGAACUCAAACUUGUCUCUUAGCAAUAACAGCAAGGCCAGCAUGUCAUCUCAGCUUCUUGAACUUCAGUGAACUUUACUAGCAAACAUGACAAACGUCAUUGAAGUGAAAGUCCAUGACAAAUCGACUUCUUGCACAAAUACUACAACUCGCUUAAGAAAUUUAGCACGAAGACAUCUUGCGUCAGACUACCAAGCCUCCUUCCCAUAUUGGGAACAUCAAUACUUCCAACAGCAGAGCCUUGGUGAGUUCGACUUCCGUCUCAGCAUCGAUGUCGCUUAGCAACAAUUGGAUGAUGGGCGUCGACAAAUUAGGCCGGAUAAGUCGCUCGAACUGAAACGAUCUGAUCCAACAGGUAGAGCAGGCGUUGCGUGACACGUCCGUUAAUGUGACUGAUCUCGAUAUGUUGUUCUCGAAUAAUGUGAACCUUAGGCCUGGAGAGCAGUAUGCAUUUGACGCCAUUCAACAACAGUUAUUGUCAGCAGUUCUCGGGUUUGGGGUGGCAACUUCGGCGUCG